Messenger RNA from Hippocampus comes (tiger tail seahorse), 2651 nucleotides. RefSeq names its product procollagen C-endopeptidase enhancer 2b (gene pcolce2b). Gene Ontology annotation, molecular function: peptidase activator activity; protein binding; collagen binding. The record is from RefSeq and is a predicted model, not a curated record. Bases 381 to 1688 code for a protein of 435 amino acids. NCBI's taxonomy places the organism in Eukaryota, Metazoa, Chordata, Actinopteri, Syngnathiformes, Syngnathidae. The transcript is spliced from 11 exons.
UUUCUGCUUAGCGCUGACGUGUAAGUGUAGUACCACAAUCCCACCAAGGAGCGGCGCUCACGCGGACAUGUCCAGUCGUCAACGAUGGAAAAUGUCCAUUUCAGAUGCUGUGUGCACUUUCAGCGUCCUAUAUAAUGUAUGCUAAAUGCUAAGAUGUACAACCAAUGUUUUGGUUGUACUUAAAGUCCUUAUACCCUCCCGGUGUCUUCUGUCCCCUCCUCCUCCUCCUCCUCCUGCCCCUUCUCCUCCUCCUCGUCUUCCUCCUCCAUUGAAAACAAACGUUGCAUUCAUCCAGUUCAGACUGCAGACUCUCCUUGCCGCAGGAACUUCCACUUUACUUUGGAGCAGCAGGCGAGCAGCCCGCUCCGGUCAAGCCGACAAUGUGGAGAGUGUACGGGCUGGUUUGCGCGUGGUGUCUCGCCCUCCUCGCCCAAGUCUGUAGCUCGCAGUCCCAGAGAAGACCCUCUUUUACAUGUGGGGGAAACAUCACUGGGCAAUCUGGAAUAAUCGGGAGUCAGGGGUACCCAGGAGUUUACCCUCCAAAUACGAAGUGCGUGUGGAGGAUCACAGUCCCAGAGGGCAAAGUGGUGGUGCUGUCGUUCCGCUUCCUCGACUUGGAGAACGACAGCCUGUGUCGCUACGACUAUGUGGAUGUGGACUACCCAGCCGGCGUCACCUGCUCCUGGCACAUAGUGGCACCAAAGAACCAGAUCAUUGAAGUCAAGUUUGAGAAGUUUGACGUGGAGCGAGAUAACUAUUGCCGCUACGACCACGUCUCCAUUUUCAACGGCGGCGAGAUCAACGACGCCAGGAGGAUCGGGAAGUACUGCGGAGACAGUCCCCCGGCUCCCAUGACUAACGUUACCAUCGACUCAACAGGGGAUCAGUACUGUGGGGGCAGAUUGGACAAACCAUCUGGAACGUUCAAAACUCCCAACUGGCCUGACAGGGACUACCCAGCCGGCGUCACCUGCUCCUGGCACAUAGUGGCACCAAAGAACCAGAUCAUUGAAGUCAAGUUUGAGAAGUUUGACGUGGAGCGAGAUAACUAUUGCCGCUACGACCACGUCUCCAUUUUCAACGGCGGCGAGAUCAACGACGCCAGGAGGAUCGGGAAGUACUGCGGAGACAGUCCCCCGGCGCCUGUGUUGUCGGAGGGCAACCAGCUCCUCGUCCAGUUCCUGUCGGACCUCAGCCUGACCGCGGACGGCUUCAUCGGGCACUACAAAUUCCGCCCCAAGAAGUUCUCCGUCACCACGACGCUGCCGCCGACCACCACGCAGCCGCUCACGACCAGGCCCAUACCCCUCAAGUACUCCGUGGCCCUGUGCCGUCAAAAGUGCAAACGACGAGGCACACUCGAGAGCAAUUUCUGCUCCAGCAACUUUGUGCUCACCGGCACGGUCAUCUCAGCGGUGACGCGCGGCGGGAGCGUACACGCCACCGUGUCCAUCAUUAAAGUGUACAAAGAAGGUAACCUGGCCAUCCAGCAGGCAGGGAAGACCAUGAGCACCAAGAUGGUCAUCCUGUGUAAGAAGUGCCCGUUCGUCAGGAGAGGCCUGAACUACAUCUUCAUGGGCCACGUGGAUGAGGAGGGCCUGGGCAAGGUGGGCCCGCACCACUUCGUGCUGGCCUUCAAGAGCAAGAACCAGAAGGCGCUCAGCAUGCUGAAGAACAAGCGCUGCUGAGGAGCGCCGGCAGCGUCUGACGACGGCUACUCGGGCAAAACUUUGCUUCCAUUUCCCUUCAUUUAUCAUGCAUCAUACACGGAGCUAAUAUAGAAUCCCAAAAUAAAUCAGCGAAUAAAUGUCUACUUAUUAAAAUGAGAGUAAUAUAUAUAUAUAUAUAUAAAAAUGUUAAAAUAUUUAAUGAGAAAAAAGUAACAAUUAAAAAUAUUGAAUUCAAUAGAGUUAAUUUAAGAAUGUUUUUUUUUUUUUAAUCGCUGAGGUUAACCCUUUCAAGCACCCUGUUACCUGAUAAGAUGUCCAUUGUAGUACCCGCUGUCCCCAAAAGGGUUAAAAUGAGUACUAAAGUAUGUUAAUGGACCAAUGAAAAAAAAAAAAAAAAAACAAUAAAAAUUUACGUUUAAAUUUUUUCAUGUUUUUUUUUUUUUUUUUAACAACCAAGCACAAUUCUUCCCGGCAAUCGUUUGCUGGUCUCGGAAAGAGUGCAAAGGAGCAUUAGAGCCACUCUGAAAAGUAUAAGAGUCAAAAGAUGUCACUAUGAGAUUCAAGUCAUACUCUCACGAGAAUAAACAUCAGUAAUCAGUAUUCCGUCUUUGUAAUAUUAAAGCUUCAAUCUCGAAAAUAGGACAUUUUAUUUGGAAAAUAUACCGAUUUUCUUGUGAAACUAUGACUUUAGCCUCGACAAUAUAUUCUUUCAAUUAAAAAUAAAAAUGCGUGCCUUUUUUUUUCUUGAAAAUACACAAUGACCUAAUCUUGACAUAAUUUAAUUUGUCUUGGAAAUAUUUGAUUAUUCUUAAAAAUAGCCUUUUUGUCUUGAAAAAUAUAGAACUAAUCUUGAAAAUAUUCCAAAAUACAGCGUGCAACUUAUCCGCUCUCAAAAUAUACCAUUUAAUCAUAAAAAUGAUUUUUAAUCUCAAAAAUAUGCUUUUUUUCUCCAUGAGAUACUACUUGAAUCUUGAAAAUAUC